Molecule: messenger RNA, 4171 nt
Organism: Acyrthosiphon pisum (pea aphid)
Lineage: Eukaryota; Metazoa; Arthropoda; Insecta; Hemiptera; Aphididae
Exons: 5
Coding region: 390-3128 (912 amino acids)
Source: RefSeq, a predicted model, not a curated record
CCAUAGCAGUCAGUUUGCUGUUCUCUCGUGUCCGGUUCGUUUUGUUGCCGCCGUCGAUCGUGAUCGUAGUUGUGCCCGAAACAUAGUUUGGUUUUUAAUUUUUAUAUCUCGUUCUACUCGUUAUAACAAUUAUAUGUUAAACCUAUUCGGGAUACGACUAGUAAAUAUCAUUCCGAGCGGUUAAAUGAACGUUUUGUCAAAAAUUUAAUUUUUGUUCGUUUUGUUUUGUUUUUUUUAAAUAUUUCUCCGUACCGAACUCUGUUUUCGAUAUUCUCAAUCGGUACAACGGUUAUAUAUACCCUGAAUAAUUAAUAUUGUUUGUGUUAUCAUCAAACGUUCAAAUGUGGAUUAAUACAUUUACCGGAAACCUGAGAGACACAGAAAAAUGAAUGAUGCAUUCAGAGGCUUUGGUGUGGUUGACGACGGGAAUCGGCGGUCCCCUAUCCGUGGUAUGGCUGUGCUGGGCGAUACUGGUACUGUGGUUCGGCCGGGGCCAAUGGCGGCCGUCAGACCCGCUUCUCAUAGCGUUGCUGGCUGAGGCUAUCGCCAAACAGGCGGCCGGGACCGCUGGUUCGGCGCUGUCGCUGUUCCGGCCAGAUGAGCCGGCGCUGUGCAGCGCGGUGCAGUGGCUGUGGACGGCCGCGCACACGAUGCAGGCCGGAACGCUAGCAUCGCUGGCCCUGAUGGCUGGACUGAGGCGCAAAAAGCGGACGGUGGCCGCAGGUGGCCGGCCGCUAUUGCUCUACCACCUGGCCAGCCUGUCGGUGGUGAGUGCUUGCGUGGGCGCCGCCGCAUUGAUCGCCCAGACGGACCCGUGCGCGCCACCGUCCGACCGCCGGUACGCGGUGUUCUCGUUGGUGCUACACGCGUCCUUGGCCGCUGUGGCCGCUGCGUCUGCCGCGUUCGGUUGCGCCGGCCACCGAAAGGGUCCCAACCCGCUGCUGGUCAACUCGUCGUCCGACCUGUCGUCGUGCAUGUCCGAGAUAUCUACCGUAUCCAGUUGCAGCCGGGGUGGUAUACGGCACAGCGUCAGCGACUGUAGUGACCGUACGACGGUGACGUGCACCACAUCAGCCACCGGCACCGGUGGCUAUCACCGAACCGACUGCGCACUGGUCAACGACCUGCUCCGUUUGCCGUCGGCCGGUAACGCCCCGCCUGUCACGUUCCUCAACGGAGCGCCCAGGGCGUUAAUGCACCACCAGAAUGGCACCGUUGCCGAAGACGACACGCUCCGCAGGAUGGACGAGACCAAGCGGCUUAUCGACUCUGGCACGUUGCUGACGAGCAGCGACCGGGACAGCUACGCCGCAUCCACCAUCAGACCAUACCGGUACGGCGGCGGCGGUAGUGGUCUGGGUCCCCGGUAUCAAUUGCCGUCUACCGCGGCGUCCGUGUCCGUCACGUCCACCAACAGCCGUGCCCCAUGCCUGGCCAAACGCGUGUCACUGGUCCAGGACGUCCGCAUCGGCUACGUGGUGGCCAUACUGCUCAUGUGCUAUUUAGUGGACCAUUUGCCCGUACUGGUGCUGAUGGCUUCCGAACAUUUCAUACCUUCAAAGUUUGUGAUUUCUGCCGAUUACGCGCCUGUGGUAAAAAAUUUACCAAUGCUGGCGGCGCUGGCCGAGGCGUGUCUGUGGCCAGUGGUUUUGCUCCUGUUCGACGACCAGUUCGUGCCCCGGCUGUCAAACUUGUACCGGAGACGAAGCGUUUCGGACCGGGCUAAGCCCCCUCAAGGCUUACAUGGCAAGUUCCGCCCGUACAACGGUUCGUUGCAAGAUGCCCGAAGGCCUCCACCACCUUCCAGCGGCGGCGGCAGCGGCGAAGCGGUCAGAUUUCCCAUCACCAACGGAUCUUUGUUCGCCAGCCUGGAUGGCAGAGUUCCGGUUCUGCACAACUAUAGACGAGGUGUUAGGACGAUGAGUGGCUUACUGGCUUCACCACCACCUCCACAUUUUAUACACACAGCAACCGAUUCGGCGGUCGGUCACUGUUGUGAAGACGAACACCACCACCACCAUCAGCAGCAACAGCAUCAACAACAACAACUACAACAGCAGCAGCUUCAUCACCGGUCACUGCGGUUCGCCAAUAUGGUGACCGCUUCAGCGGCUAUGUCAUCGACGACGGUGGAUGACUGCAAAGUGGUGGCGGACGACUCGACGCCGGCCGACAGCCUGGACGACCAGACGAUCGUGGCAGGCGUCGCUGCCGUAAUCAGUGGCGUUCGAGCGACGGACAACCGAUUGCCUCAAAACUUACAACAGCUCCGUGAAAAGUUGUACGCCCAAGACGAUGACGAAGACGACGAGGCAAGUUGUUGCGGCAGCGACAGUGGCCGAGACGCGGUCGUGGACGACGAAGGGUGUCGGGCAAAGAGGCCCGAGGAGGUAACGGUGGCAGAAACGACGGCCGACGAUGAGGACGAUUCUUCGGACGACGGAUGUGACAGGCGGGACGAUUGCGACGACUGUGACGAAGAGGGCGGGUACGCCACGUUGUCCGCCCGGAGCGUGUGUUCGGCCACGACUGCGGCCAAUGACGAUUUCGAGUAUUUCGCGGCAUCCGUUGAUCGCUCUGGCGGCAGUGGCGGCAGUGGUGAAGACGUCACGCCACCCGCGACUGACCGAUCACCCGUCAGUGGUCGGGUCCCGUACCAGCGGGCGCCCACCAGAAGAGCCAGACACCACCAGCCGCAGCCACAGCCACAGCACCAUCGGCACCACCAGCACCCACAGCCGUCGCAGUAUCACCAGCAACACCACAGGCUCCAAGUGCGCGCCGCAGCACCAGCUCUGCCGCCCACUCCGCCGACGCCACGCAGGCCCAAGGCACGUCUCACGCCCGUCUUGUCGGUCGACUCGCUUGUCGCGGCACAAGCGGCUGCUGAUGCCGCAGCUAACGCCGCGGGUUAUCCACAUGCCUCUCAACUUCUGCAGCAGCAUCACCAUCAGCAGCAGCAGCAGCAGUUUCACCACCAACACCAUCAGCUGCACCACCAUCACGGCGGCAGACAUCGCGGUGGCUUCGGUGGAAUUGCCGGCAGACGGCUGGGCGGCGGUGGCCGAGGACACCACGGUGGUAGUGUGCCCGACCUGAAACGAGUGUUCAUAACGGAUUUCCUGUAAACUGUGUCGCAUGCCCACGCGUGUUUCGCUUCGGGACGUGUACUCCCAUUAUUUCCGGUCAUCAGUUUCCCCGGCAUCCGUCAUCGUUGCAUCAAACGAGAUUUGUCCAUAGAAAAAUCGUUUUUUCUUUUAAAAUCUUUUAAUUUUUUUUGAAUAUUGUUGAAGAAUCGAUAUAGUAUUAUAAUUUAUAUUUUAUUAUAUCAUAUGCGUAUACAACGCAAGAUGGCGAUAGGUCUCCAGAUUAAAUAAUAUAAAAUAUUAUAUUGUGUAUACUGUAUGAUACUAUGCACAUGUCUGAGUCACGUAUUUAAGUAUAUUUAGGUAGGUAUCUUGAUAAUAAUUUAUUUAAACCAAAAUCUGUUUUUGUAUAUACAAUUAUUUAAACCGUUUGGUUAGUUCAGUUUCCUUUUAAAUUUUUUAUUAAAAUAAUAUGUAGGUACUGAAUGUGCGCCAAAUCAAUUCGCAGUAGGUUCAUGUAUAUACGCAUCUAUAUAGCCACUAAUGGCACUAUAUUAUUAUAUUUUCGUUAAGUAAUUGAUCAAAGACACAAAACUAUAUUAUAUAUAUGUUGUGUAAUAUAGUAGGGUCAUCCUCUCACCCCUCUGAAAUAUUGUACCGUGUCUAAGUCUAAAAAUUCGUUUUCGUCGUAUUUCAACUCUAAUACGGCAAUUAUUAUUAUUAUUAUUAUUAUUAUUAUUAUAUAAUAUAUUAUACAAUAUACAUAGAAUGAUUAUUAUAUUGUUAGACUUAGACGUUUUGUUUAUUUUUUAACACUUGGUGCCAAUUUUAUUGUAAGAUUAAAAUUUAUUUAUACGUUUAUUAUUAUUAUUUUUUGUAUAUUGAACAUUGUUUUUGUUUUUGCUUUUUUUAAAUAAUUAAGAUUGUACAUUAUAUUUAGUAUUUAGUGUUUCACGUUACGUUGAUAUAUAUCAGAUAUUUGAACAGAUAUUUUACAAUUUAAAUUUUAUUAUUAUAUUUUAAAACAUUAACCAGUUUUUGUUUGAUAGUCGACAAUAAUAAAAAUGUAUGUCAAAUAAAAACAA